AUGGCUACGGUUCGUUUCUCUCCCGAUCACAUUCACGUUGCCCUUCUCUUCGUGCCUUCUACGUGCAACACAAACUCACCUGUCGAUGGGUACAAUGUAGUCAAAUCAGAACGAAAACCCCGAAAGACUAUCCAAUACAAAGAUCUCGCUACCGCGGUUUCGCGAAUCGACAACCUCGAAUUUCUCUCUGACGUGAUACCCAAGACGACUACAUAUCGACAAUUCAAGGAGAAGAGAGCUCGGGAAGCCGCCCAAGAGGCGGCGGCAAUGGAGAAAGGCCAGCGGACGUUGAAUGGCAGCAGCGCCGUGACAGAGAACGGGAUCAACCGGUCCCCUGCUGGCCCGUCGAUCCUGCAGAAUCAGACGAACAAUGAUGGUGGCCGUAAUGAUGCCAAUGGCCCUACGGGUUCCAUGCCGACACUGUCCCUCAUGGUGGAUCGGACAGACGACAAUGCCCCUUUUCAGACUGAAGACGUCGAGAUGACGGGUUGA
Messenger RNA from Rasamsonia emersonii CBS 393.64, 492 nucleotides. RefSeq lists its product as uncharacterized. Gene Ontology annotation, molecular function: protein heterodimerization activity. Bases 1 to 492 code for a protein of 163 amino acids. Lineage: Eukaryota; Fungi; Ascomycota; Eurotiomycetes; Eurotiales; Trichocomaceae. The transcript is spliced from 3 exons. The record is from RefSeq and is a predicted model, not a curated record.